Molecule: messenger RNA, 2961 nt
Organism: Coccinella septempunctata (seven-spotted ladybird)
Lineage: Eukaryota; Metazoa; Arthropoda; Insecta; Coleoptera; Coccinellidae
Product: fibronectin type III domain-containing protein 5
Exons: 7
Coding region: 322-1266 (314 amino acids)
Molecular function (GO): protein binding
Source: RefSeq, a predicted model, not a curated record
CCACCUGAGCGUACGUUCAGUGUGGUCGCGACGCCUGAUACGAGAGUCCCCUGUUGAUGCGUCGGUUUGUUUAGAACCGUUCGGGAUUAUUUCGUUUCAGAGAUCAUUGAAAAAUCCGACUCUAUAAAGUUGUGCAAGGGUAAUAACAGUUCCGCAAAUGUGAUCAUAAAGUGAUUAUCGUGAACCUGAGUCAUUCAAAUCAUUGACGAACGAUUGUCACAUAAGAUGAGAAAAAGGAAAGGAUGGAAUUCUUCCAUGGUGGAGUGACAGGCUAGAAGCCUUCGCCACCAUGUUAGGGGCACCUCAGGAUUGCAUGAUAAUAUGAUCUUAUUGAUUGCGACACUUCUGCUACUCAGUGCCGGAUCUGCAGGUUCAAUGCCAAACGGCCCAGGAGUUCCAGAAAAUAUUACAGUCACCUUUAUCAACCCCACAUCUGUAAAGGUGUCGUGGACUACUUCGUUUGAAACUGUCGAUAAAUAUGAUGUCACUUACAAGCCUACGGAUGCCAGUUACAGAGUGGUGGCUGUGGUUGCUGGCAAUUCAGAUGCUGUAACACUAAGUGGACUCAAGGCAGACACUCAAUACCAGCUGACAGUAGCCGCCGUCUGGGGUGGCAAAAAAUAUAGAAGUAGGCCCAUCGUCUUCCGAACGCUGGAGCCCCCACGGUCAUCCCCCCAGCAAGACUCCCUGACUAGCUCCUCCAUGGGGCCUCCAACGUCGAGGGAGGUUUUGGAUCCGGCAAACUUGCCAGAAUAUACGCCAAAUAGCUCAACCGUGCGUGGUGUCGAAAUAGGUAUAGUUCUUUUAGUGCUACUAGUUUGGGUUGGUGCGAUUGCCUUGUUCUUCAAUCGUUGGGGUAAAAUAAGGAUGCUUCUUCCCUAUCAGCCAGAUUAUAAGCAUGAACAAUUGAAAGUCCCUGGCACCGCCGCCUGUGCUGCAGCUGUGGCGACUGCAAGUACGUGUAAUCAUCAUGGGGAACAAACAUGUCAACAGAAUUGCAUACACCAUUCUCGCACUCAAAGGCCCAGGAUGAACUCCGCCAUCUUCACUUCAUACAGUGGUCCAGGAUUUGACUCAAAAGAAUUCAUGCGCAGGUAUGGAUCAGUUUCGAAACUUUGCAGAAAGGCCAAAAGUGUGGAUAACAUAUCUCUAGAGGAAAAACACUUUGGCCUACCCACACUUUCAGUAUCUGGGCCUUCACCGCCUGAAGAUGACGAAGCUGAUAUCGAGGAAACUCAGUGUUUUCUCGAAGACGAGACGAAGUGAUUACAACAAACUCUAUUCAUCAUAUCGAUGGUACUCUACGAGGAAAUAAGUAAAAUAUGAAACUAGUGCAAAAUGUGUUUGUAAUAUAUUUUAUCAAAUCUUGGAUUGGAUUGGCGAACAUUUGAAGAAUUUUUCUUUUUGAUAUAUCGCGAUAAUUUUGAUGUUAUAUUACCUAAGGGUCUAUAUAUAGGCAGUAUAGGCACCUACAUAUAUUUAAUAAUUCCAAAAUUAUUCAGAAGGUAGGUUUCAUUUAUAAAGGAAGGAUUUUUAUAGGAAUUAAUCAUUUUAGUUUUCAGGGUUUCCGCAAUUCGUUCAAUUUUUUUGUCUUGAUAUGAAAUUUUUCUCAAAAUUGAUUGGAUUGUUGUCACUAUAUUAUAAUCUAAUAAAUUUGAGAAUGAGAAUAAUCAGAAACGAUAUUGGAGAAAAACUUUAUUUUAGGUGUAAAAAUGUUUUCUUCAAGUUCGCAAAAUAUUGACAAAUUACAAAACUUUUGGAAAAUCUUUCCUCUCCCAAAUGUUCUGCUACACAAACGCGACUGAAUUGUCACUUUCCAUAGAGGUAUAUAUCAUUUGAUUUUGAAGAAAUUAAUUAGAUUAUAAUUUUUUUCAUUUACUUUUUCUAUCGACGACAUUUCACUUGAAACUCAACGUAGAAUUCGAAUAUUCUAAAAUUUACAACACAUCAAGAAAAUCUGAAAUUACAUCAACCAAGUCAUCAUCAGUGUAUCUACGCAGUCGAUGGGAAAAUUGUUUUCCAGAAAAUUUGUGAAUCGUAAUAAUGAAUGUCAGCGAAUCUGUCAAGCUAAAAUUCAGGUCUCCGAAGUACUUCCUAUUAUACUGAAAUAUAAGUCAAAAUUUGUGAACACUAAUAUUUUGAACCUGCAUAGAUAUUCAUUGCAAUUUCAUGUUGCUUUCGAACUGAAUAUUUUUCGUAACUCUCCUAAACUGCAAAAUCACCAUGCAUAUCAAACAGCACAAACCAAAACCGCUUAUAUUUGAAUUAAAUAUGUGUUAAAACUAAAUGGGUGUAAAAAGUGUUGAAUGUUUUGUAGAAUGCAAUCCAAGAUUUCUGUCGUUACUAUUUUCUCUAGGUAACUAUCAACUGUGGAUAUUUCUUGUGAAUAGAUUAUACCUAUACCUUCAUGGUUAAACCUCAUCAUCGAAAUCUCGCACAAUUCUGGGUCUAUGGACACUGAAUGGUUGUUUCAUAGGUGUUUGUGAAUACUUUUCUACAAUUUAAUUUAGUGCAUGUAUAUAUCUACCGUAGGUAAUUGAAAUGAAAUUCUUCUCGGCAAUAAGAAACUGAACAUUCCUAGUGCCAAUAUGUGAAGUGAAAUUGUAAAGUGAAUAUUGUAGACUCUAUUAGGUUUAAUUUUAAUAUUCAUAGUUCUAUAUACUCAAUAACAUUUAUAUACCUAUAUAUCAUUGAAAUCACUGAGAAUCUUCUGUUAAUUUGACUCGAUCGAUUUUUUGUUGGUAGGUAGGUAUACAUCUGCCCUCUACCAACUCAAAAUUCCAUUUACUAACAUUCACGGCUAAUAGUCUAUUGAAGGUGAAGGAUGAAGAUUGAAUUACACUGAAAAAAUUUAGAGAAUUCUAAUCUAACUCAUUGACCAAGUAAUAUAAAAUAUGACGUAAGAGAUUAUAUAAAUAUAUAAAUAAACUAAAUUCCCUGAAUUUUAAUACACAAUAAUGA